AUGCCGUCCGGUUCAAAAAAAUAUCUCUCGCUCGCUCGCGUGGAUUUCGUGAAGCAAUUCCCAUUCCCAUUCCCAUCCUCCUCACUCCCCCCGGCCACCAUGGUUGCGGCGGCCGCCGGCGUGCCCCCCUCCUCCCUCCUCCGCCUGCGCCUCCCCUCGCCCCAGCCCGCCGCCUCCCCGCCCUCCUCCUCGCCGGCGCUGCUCCGGCCCCGCGCGCCCCGCCCCCUCCUCUCCCUCGCCGCCGCGCCCCAGCGCGCCUCCGUCGCCGCCGCCGCCGCCGACUCCAGCAACGGCAACGGCUCCUACUCCGGUAACGGCAGUCAGGCAUCGCUGAUGCCACAGUUCAGCGGCCUUAUGCUUGAUGAAAGCUCCAGGUCUAAAAGGCCGUAUAAAUGGCAAAGGGUUUUGCUAAAGGUAAGCGGCGAAGCGCUUGCCGGGGAUCAUACGGAGAACAUUGACCCAAAGGUUACAAUGGCAAUUGCAAGAGAGGUUGCUUCCGUCACCAAACUAGGCGUAGAGGUUGCUAUUGUUGUUGGUGGCGGCAAUAUCUUCCGUGGGGCCUCUUGGGCUGGAUGUAGUGGUCUUGACCGCUCCUCGGCGGAUUACAUCGGUAUGAUGGCCACUGUGAUGAAUGCAAUAUUUCUUCAAGCAACAAUGGAGAGCAUUGGGAUACCGACCCGUGUCCAAACUGCAUUUCGUAUUUCAGAAGUCGCAGAACCAUACAUACGCCGAAGAGCAAUCAGGCACUUAGAGAAAGGAAGAGUUGUUAUAUUUGCUGCUGGGACAGGGAACCCAUUCUUCACAACUGAUACAGCUGCUGCUCUCCGUUGUGCAGAAAUCAACGCAGAGGUAGUGCUCAAGGCAACAAACGUUGAUGGUGUGUAUGAUGCGAACCCCAAGCAUAACCCAAAUGCCCGCAUCCUCGAGACAGUGAGCUACAACGAGGUGAUCUCAAGAGACCUCUCAGUAAUGGACAUGACUGCCGUCACACUAUGCCAGGAGAACAACAUUCCUGUUGUCGUGUUCAACCUGCAAAACACUGGAAACAUCGCGAAAGCCAUCGUCGGCGAGAAGGUCGGUACCUUCAUAGGCUGCACAAGGAAUCUGGAAUACCGCGAAAGCACGGAGGGUUCGCUGGAUCAAGAAGACAAGAUCUUGGUUAGUGAGUGGUGA
Messenger RNA from Triticum turgidum subsp. durum (durum wheat), 1173 nucleotides. NCBI's taxonomy places the organism in Eukaryota, Viridiplantae, Streptophyta, Magnoliopsida, Poales, Poaceae. The record is from the annotation of a GenBank genome assembly.